AUGGCCUCGAUGCAAGGGCGCAAGCGAUCGCGGCUCGCCUGCCAGACAUGCCGCGACCUGAAGCGUAAGUGCGACGGCGCCGAACCGUGCGGCACAUGCGUGCGGUUCGAGUAUCCGUGCCGCUACUCAGCCGGCAGCAGGAUGCGCAACAAGACGGACCAUACCACCCGCACUCACACGCCACCACGGAGUGCAGGCCCGCUGCCGCCGAUGCACCCUUCACCUACGGAUAAUACGACACCCGCGUCCUCUGUGCAGCAUCAGGCGCGGUCGCUCGAGGCCAACUCUGGACCUGCAUUUGUACGCCGACUUGGCCUCAAAUCUGAUUCCAAGGGGAAUCUGCGGGUGCAGACAUUUGCGUGGAAUGCGUUCCUCGGAUCGCGACAGACUGUACAAAGUCCAAUGGCGCGUCCGGUUACCGAGCUUUUAUCUCAACAACGCAUGUCAUACCUCGCAGGUGUUUACUUCCAAAAACUCCAUCCCACCUAUAGCUUUCUCGAUGCCGAUGAGCUAGAGCAAUACGUACGACUUCGCUGGGCAAAAUCCAGCGCCCCAGAACCUAUUGACGCUGUACUGUGUGGUGUCGCUGCUCUAGGGUGCCUUUUUUCGCAAGUGCACGCAGAUGCGACCGAGCCUGGGCUUGUCGAGUCCGCAAAGCGCAUGCUUGAAGAAUCCUUCUCUCAGCCGCCUUCCGUGUCCAGUAUCAGUGCAUGGUUGCUGCGAGUCAUAUACUUACGACUUGCUGGAACGCAUUACCCGGCAUGGAUGGCAAGUUGUACAGUACUGCAUAUGCUCGAGGCGGCAGGCCUGACAGUGGAAAACAUAGAUCCCGUUGUCCUGCGUCCGGACACAGAGGCGGCAAGCAACGUAGAGACGAAUAGGAGAUUGCUAGCCGUCUCACAACACCUCAACACAUGGAUGUCUUAUGACAUGGGUCUGACCCGCGUACCUCUCUCCGGCGUCACAUGCGCCCUGCCCGCGAAACGACCAGGAGAGUGUACGACAGAGUUAAUGGAGCUGCUCCCAUUCACGAUACAGUUAGAUCCAGAAAGAACGCAACCAGCCUCUGAGCUUGAAUCUGCACUGCAGAUCGUUCUCGACCGCGUUCACACCCGCCCUUCCACAAUCUUGGGGCAAUGCAACCUUGCUCUCUGUCUUUGUCGCCGUUUACGUUCCAUGGAGUUCUCACUACCCGACACCACCAUCCAGCGAAUCUUGAUCUUGACAGCCAAGGGCAUCCAAUCCGCGCGUGAUAUUCUCAUCGACCGCGCCCCGUGGCACCACAUGGCGUACGUGCCCUUUCAGAUUGUCUGCGUUUUGCUAGCAAUCGAUACAGUGUCAUCCAUUUCACAGCUUGGUGAUGCGAUGCAGUGUCUCAAAGAUGUUACUGCCGUGUAUAAUACGCAUGCUACCCGCGAAGCGAUGCGAACGGCGCGCUCGCUCAUUAUGCUGCAUCAGCGUGGCAAAGAAAUGCUAGCCGCCACAUUGAAUGACAUUGUCAAAGUGUACGACAAUGCUGACGAGGAUGCGGCGAAUGCCGCACCGGCGCUAGCUGACGACUUUGCGUGGCUGAAUGGUUUGCCGGAUGACAUGUCCAACAUCCAUGAGUUCAAUUUGGAGCAAUUCCUCAGUCCAGAAUUCUUCUGGAAUGCAAGCAGCAGUUAG
This is a messenger RNA of Cordyceps militaris CM01, 1665 nucleotides long. RefSeq names its product C6 transcription factor, putative. The coding region runs from base 1 to 1665 and encodes 554 amino acids. The transcript has a single exon. Gene Ontology annotation, biological process: DNA-templated transcription; response to xenobiotic stimulus; regulation of DNA-templated transcription. The record is from RefSeq and is a predicted model, not a curated record. NCBI's taxonomy places the organism in Eukaryota, Fungi, Ascomycota, Sordariomycetes, Hypocreales, Cordycipitaceae. Gene Ontology annotation, molecular function: DNA-binding transcription factor activity, RNA polymerase II-specific; DNA binding; zinc ion binding.